Messenger RNA from Setaria italica (foxtail millet), 2980 nucleotides. RefSeq names its product aminopeptidase M1-B. Gene Ontology annotation, cellular component: cytoplasm. The coding region runs from base 94 to 2724 and encodes 876 amino acids. The record is from RefSeq and is a predicted model, not a curated record. Gene Ontology annotation, biological process: peptide catabolic process; proteolysis. NCBI's taxonomy places the organism in Eukaryota, Viridiplantae, Streptophyta, Magnoliopsida, Poales, Poaceae. The transcript has 19 exons. Gene Ontology annotation, molecular function: metalloaminopeptidase activity; peptide binding; zinc ion binding.
UCCCCCCAGAACACCACUGCCCCCCGCUCCUCACUCGUGCGCCCCGCCGCCUCCGACAAACCCCCACAACCCGAACCCUCGCCGCCGCUGGCAAUGGCGGACUCGCCGGCGCAGUUCCGGGGCCAGGCGCGCCUCCCGCGCUUCGCGGCCCCGCUCCGCUACGACCUCCGCCUCCGCCCCGACCUCCCCGCCUGCACCUUCUCCGGCGCCGCGGCCAUCGCCGUCGCGGUGUCCGCGCCCACCCGCUUCCUCGUCCUUAACGCCGCCGAGCUCGACGUCGACCGCGCCUCCAUCCGAUUCCAGGAUCUGGUGCCGUCUGAGGUUGUCCAAUUCGAGGAGGAUGAGAUCCUGGUCCUCGGAUUCGAUCGGGAGCUGCCCAUCGGCGAGGGCGUGCUCACCAUGGACUUCACCGGGACUCUCAACGAUCAGAUGAGGGGAUUCUACAGGAGUAAAUAUGUGUACAAUGGGGAGUCAAGAAACAUGGCAACUACACAGUUUGAAGCUGCUGAUGCGCGGCGGUGCUUUCCAUGUUGGGAUGACCCUGCAUUUAAGGCUAAGUUCAAGCUAACUCUAGAAGUUCCAUCUGACCUGGUAGCAUUAUCCAACAUGCCAGUGGUUAAGGAGACAGUCAGUGGACCUACAAAGACUGUUUAUUAUGAGGAAUCUCCACUUAUGUCAACCUAUCUUGUGGCUAUAGUUGUUGGCUUAUUUGACUACAUAGAGAGCUCAACAUCAGAGGGGACCAAAGUUCGCGUGUAUACUCAAGUUGGCAAGACUAAUCAAGGAAAGUUUGCGCUGGAUGUUGCCGUGAAGUCACUGGAUCUAUAUAAAGAUUAUUUUGCCACUCCUUAUCCGCUGCCUAAGUUGGAUAUGAUUGCUAUUCCGGAUUUUGCUGCUGGGGCCAUGGAGAACUAUGGGUUAGUCACUUACCGUGAUACAGCUUUGCUGUAUGAUGAGCUACUGUCAUCAGCAUCCAACAAACAACAGGUAGCAAUAACUGUUGCACAUGAGUUGGCUCACCAAUGGUUUGGCAAUCUUGUGACCAUGGAAUGGUGGACUCACUUGUGGCUAAAUGAGGGUUUUGCUUCCUGGGUAAGCUAUUUAGCAGUGGAAUCUUUGUUUCCUGAGUGGAAUAACUGGACACAAUUCCUUGAUGAGACGACCUCUGGCCUCAGACUGGAUGCACUUGCAGAGUCUCAUCCUAUCGAGGUUGAAGUAAACCAUGCCAGUGAAAUUGAUGCAAUUUUUGAUUCCAUAAGCUAUGACAAGGGAGCUUCUGUUAUUCGUAUGCUACAGAGUUACCUUGGCGCAGAGCGUUUUCAGAAAGCUUUGGCUUCAUAUAUAAAGAAGUAUGCCUACUCAAAUGCUAAGACUGAAGACCUAUGGGCUGUUCUUGAGGAGGAAUCCGGGGAGCCUGUAAAGGAUUUGAUGACUACAUGGACUAAGCAACAAGGAUAUCCUGUCAUUUAUGCAAAACUUAAUGGGCAUGAUUUGGAACUUGAACAGGCACAGUUUCUGUCUGACGGAUCCUCUGGUCCUGGCAUGUGGAUUGUUCCUAUAACAUCUUGCAGUGGCUCGUAUGAUGCACAGAAAAAGUUUUUAUUGAAAGACAAAACUGAUAAGAUUCAUAUUAAAGAAUUCACUGCCUCUCAAAGUUCUGAUGGAGAGAAGGGUGAAAACAUUUGGAUCAAAUUGAACAUCGAUCAAACUGGAUUCUUUAGAGUGAAGUACGAUGAUGAACUUGCAGCUGGACUUGUAAAUGCAAUCAAAACCAAGAAGCUCUCACUAAUGGAUAAGAUUGGUAUUGUGGAAGAUUCAUAUGCCCUUUCUGUUGCUCGCAAACAAACACUGACAUCAUUGCUGCGACUGCUGAAUGCUUAUCAUGAUGAGUCUGAUUACACUGUGCUUUCACAUGUAACCUCUGUGUGCUUAAGCAUUUCUACAAUAUCUGUUGAUGCCACUCCUGACCUGAACAAAGAUAUCAAGCAGCUUUUGAUCAACCUUCUUCUUCCAACUGCCAUAAAAUUAGGCUGGGAUCCGAAGGAUGGCGAGAGCCAUCUUGAUGUAAUGCUUAGAUCACUGCUCUUGAUUGCCCUGGUCAGACUUGGACAUAAUGAAACUAUAAAUGAAGGAGUUCGGCGUUUCCAUAUCUUCUUUGAGGACCGCAAAACUUCCCUUCUUCCACCAGAUACUAGAAAGGCUGCAUACCUUGCUGUGAUGCGGACUGUUAGUACCUCAAAGAGAUCUGGUUAUGAUGCUCUCCUCAAAAUCUACAGAGAAGCAGCUGAACCCCAGGAGAAAUCCCGUGUCUUAGGCUCCUUGUCCUCAUCACCAGAUAAGGAUAUUGUUUUGGAAGCAUUGAACUUUAUAUUCACUGAUGAGGUACGGAAUCAAGAUUCGUAUUAUAUCCUUGGUGGCAUUAGCUUGGAAGGACGUGAAGUUGCAUGGACCUGGCUGAAGAAAAACUGGGAUCAUGUGUUGAAGACAUGGAAAUCAAGCUCGCUCAUAUCGGACUUCAUCAACUCCAUUAUUUCACCGUUCACCUCUGAGGAGAAAGCUGCUGAGGUUUCCGAGUUCUUUGCUGGCCGCAUCAAGCCGUCCUUCCAGAGAGCUUUGAAGCAAAGCCUCGAGAGGGUGCGGAUCAGCGCAAGGUGGAUCGAGAGCAUCAGGAGCGAGCCCAGCCUUGGUCAGACAGUGCAGGAGCUGCUGCAGGCCGGAGCAUAAACAUGCGUUCAAAAUAGCAGCUCCUUGGUGUGAUAAUGUCGUGGGAGUCCGCAUGACAAUGCUCUUGAAAAAGUUCUUCCGUGCGUGGUUCUGACUUCUGACGGUGUACUGUCGUUUGCUUGUAUAUGAUCUGUUGCGGAAAAUUGAAGUGGUGACGUUUGUUUAAUUGUUUCUAAGAGUGGUGUGCUAAGUCCAAGAUUAACAAACAUUAAUAAAGAAACUAAGUCUGUAUUUGUACAGAACUGAUUUACUUUCA